AUGCCAGCCAGCUCCAGCCUGCAAGCCUUGGACCGCAUUCAGGCAGGGCGGUGCUGGCGCUGGCACCCAGCUUCUCCGGACGAUCCCGGCGUAACGGGUCCACAGAGCUUUUGGGUUAUUCAGCUUCUGAAAGCUGGGAAAGCAAAGGAAGUUUCUUACAAUGCACUGGCUUCACAUAUUAUUUCAGAAGAUGGGGACAAUCCAGAAGUUGGAGAAUCUCGUGAAGUUUUUGAUCUCCCUGUGGUAAAGCCUUCCUGGGUGAUCUUGUCUGUUCGCUGUGGAGCUCUUCUGCCUGUAAAUGGCUUUUCUCCAGAAUCGUGUCAGAUCUUUUUUGGAGUUACUGCCUGUCUCUCUCAGGUUUCAUCUGAAGACCGAAGUACACUGUGGGCUUUGAUUACUUUUUAUGGAGGGAAUUGCCAGCUGAGCCUCAAUAAGAAGUGUACUCAUUUGAUUGUGCCUGAGCCAAAGGGGGAAAAAUAUGAAUGUGCUUGUAAACGGGACAGCAUUAAAAUUGUGACACCAGACUGGGUACUGGAUUCUGUAGCUGAUAAGACUAAAAAAGAAGAGAUUCCUUAUCAUCCUCGUUUAAUUAUAUACGAGGAGGAAGAGGAGGAGGAGGAGGAAGAGGAGGAGGAGGAAGCAGAAAAUGAAGAACAAGAUUCUCAAAAUGAAGCUAGCACUGAUGAAAAAUUAUCAAGCCCAGCAUCUUCUCGAGGAGGAUCACCUUUGGGUGAUCAAGUUUUUUCACCAAAAUCUACUACUGCUGACAAGGCAAAAGGGGAACUGAUGUUUGAUGAUUCUUCAGAUUCCUCUCCAGAAAAACAAGAAAGGAAUUUGAAUUGGACACCAGCUGAAGUCCCACAGGCAUCUGCAGCAAAGCGUAGGUUGCCUCAAGGGAAAGACUCUGGGUUAAUUAAUUUAUGUGCCAAUGUCCCACCAGUGCCAGGUAAUAUUUUGCCUCCGGAUAUGAGAGGCAAUCUAAUGGCUUCAGUACAAGGUGCCCAAAGUUCUGAUCGACAAGAAAUGAUGGCUACGUGGAGUCCAGCCGUGCGGACAUUAAGGAAUAUUACUAAUAGUGCUGAUAUUCAGCAGAUUAAUAGACCAUCAAAUGUAGCACAUAUAUUACAAUCACUUUCAGCACCUACAAAAAGUUUAGAACAACAAGUAAAUCAUAGCCAACAGGGACAUCCAAAUGCGGUGCUGUUUAGUCAAGUGAAACUAACACCAGAGACACAUUUAUUACAGCAGUCACAUCAAGCACAGCAACAACAGCACCAUCCUCUUUUACACCUUCAACCUCAACAACUUAUGCAGCUACAACAGCAGCAGCAGCAACCCCAGAUUGCCCAACAGUCUUUCCAACAGCAGCAGCCUCAUCAGUUUUCACAACAGCAGCAGCAAGUUCAUCAGCAGCACCAGUUCGCACAACAGCAGCUUCAGUUUCCACAGCAGCAGUUACACGCCCAACAACAGCUACACCGCCCUCAGCAACAGCUCCAAUUCCAACAGCAGCAUGCUUUGCAACAGCAACUUCAUCAGCUUCAGCAGCAGCAAAUACAGCAGCAGCAAUUGCAGCAGCAGCACUUACAGCGAUUACACCAACAACAUCAGCAACAGCAAAUGCAGAAUCAGGCAACGCAACACUUAACUCAGACAUCUCAAGCACUACAGCAUCAAGUUGCAGCCCAGCAGCCGCAACACCACCAGCAGCAACAGCAACCACUGCAACAGCAGCCGCUUUUUGGCCAUGAUCCAGCAGCGGAGAUUCCAGAAGAGUAUUUUCUGCUGGGCUGUGUCUUUGCAAUUGCUGAUUACCCAGAACAGAUGUCUGACAAACAGCUCUUAGCGACCUGGAAACGGAUCAUUCAAGCACACGGUGGGACAGUGGACCCUACCCUUACAAGCAGGUGUACACAUCUUCUUUGUGAAAGCCAAGUCAGUAAUAUGUAUGCUCAGGCUUUAAGAGAAAGGAAGAGAUGUAUUACAGCACAUUGGCUGAACUCAAUCUUGAAGAAGAAGAAAAUGGUACCACCUCAUCGAGCCCUUCAUUUUCCAGUGGCAUUUCCACCAGGAGGAAAGCCAUGCUCUCAACAUAUAAUCUCUGUGACGGGAUUUGUUGAUAGUGACAGAGAUGACCUCAAACUAAUGGCCUACCUAGCAGGUGCCAAAUACACAGGCUAUCUGUGUCGCAGCAAUACAGUUCUCAUCUGUAAAGAGCCCAGUGGUUUGAAGUAUGAGAAAGCUAAGGAGUGGAGAAUACCCUGUGUGAACGCGCAGUGGCUCUGUGACAUCCUGCUAGGAAAUUUUGAAGCUUUACGGCAGAUACAGCACAGUCGCUAUACAGUAUUUAGUCUUCAAGAUCCACUUUCUCCUAGUCAACAUCUAGUUCUAAACCUUCUGGAUGCUUGGAGGGUCCCAUUAAAGGUAUCACCAGAACUUGUAAUGGGUGUGAGGUUGCCUUUGAAACCAAAGCAAAAUGAAUCCAGUCUUCAGCCAUCUUCCAAAAGAGCAAGGAUUGAAGACCUACCACCACCUACUAAAAAGCUCACCCCAGAAUUGACGCCGAUGGUGCUCUUCACAGGAUUUGAACCUAUGCAAGUUCAGCAGUACAUUAAGAAACUGUAUAUCCUUGGAGGUGAAGUAGCAGAAUCUGCCCAGAAGUGCACCCAUCUCAUUGCCAGUAAAGUGACCCGAACUGUCAAGUUCCUGACAGCAAUUUCUGUAGUCAAGCACAUAGUAACUCCAGAGUGGUUGGAAGAGUGUUUCAAAUGUCAGAAGUUUGUUGAUGAGCAGAACUUUGUGCUCAGAGAUGCUGAAGCUGAGGUGCUGUUCUGCUUCAGUUUAGAGGAGUCUCUAAAGAGAGCACAAGUGGCUCCGCUGUUCAAGGGGAAAUACUUUUACAUUACACCUGGAAUUUGUCCCAGUCUUUCCACCAUGAAAGCUAUCGUGGAAUGUGCAGGAGGAAAAGUAUUAUCUAAACAGCCUUCUUUUCGAAAACUCAUGGAGCAUAAGCAGAAUAAAAGUUUGCCGGAGAUAAUCCUGAUUUCCUGUGAAAAUGACCUUCAUUUAUGUCGAGAAUAUUUUGCAAGAGGCAUAGAUGUCCACAAUGCUGAGUUUGUCCUGACUGGGGUACUUACUCAAACACUGGAUUAUGAAUCAUAUAAAUUUACUUGAUGGAUAGUAAAAUGCCUUACUGCUUCGGAAUCCUUGGAGCAUUAAAUCUAGCUGUUCAGCCAUUGUACAAAGCAACUAAAACUUCCUGUGGAUGCUGUUUCCAGCUGUUUUCCUAGGGAUGAUGAGCAGUUUAAAGCAGGAAAGCAAAAAUAAACUGCAUCUUUUUUAGGAUGUGUAAUUUUAUUAUGCUGAAACAUAAUUUACUAUGUUUUGUAUUAUACUACCAUUUUAAAAGAGCCCACUUUAGCUAUCAUGAUUAGCCCGUUUUUAAACAUUUUAACGUAAAUGAUGGUACUUCAGCCAAAAGUGUAAUUUGGAUGUAAAAAUAAAAGGGCUUGCUAUCUAUUAAAUUAUGGAUGUUGAAGAUGAAAAUGUUUUGUACUUUAUUUUUAUUUCUUAUACUCUAUUUUCUUUUAUAUUGAUACUUUGCCCACAUUUUAAAUAAAUGUACUUUUAAAUGUUUUACUCUAUAUUUUAGUGGUGGUUCAUUUUUUUGAAUACUGUGCAACAAUGGCACUCUGGUAAGAGUAAAUUACUCAAAUCUUUUUCCAAGCAAUGUAAAAUUAUUUUAAGCUUAUUUUACCAGGUAUGUUUUAAUAUAUGAAAUUCCAGUGCUUUAAAGGGAAAUUGUUGUAAAUGUAUAUAUGUGUUUUUACUGCAACAAAGAAACAGCUUGAAGGAAGGAGAAACUAUAAACCCGCAUAUUACGCUGUUGUGAUAACUUUUGUUUGUAUAGUGAGUUUUACUAAAUAAAUAUUAAAAACCAGUCUCCCAAACGUAUAUUUGGUUGUAUUUCCGAAUGCACACACAGUUCUAAUAAUCUGACUUUACCGUUUUUGUCAGUUUAGGU
Molecule: messenger RNA, 4024 nt
Organism: Egretta garzetta (little egret)
Lineage: Eukaryota; Metazoa; Chordata; Aves; Pelecaniformes; Ardeidae
Gene: PAXIP1
Product: PAX interacting protein 1
Exons: 22
Coding region: 1-3174 (1057 amino acids)
Biological process (GO): positive regulation of transcription initiation by RNA polymerase II
Cellular component (GO): nucleus
Source: RefSeq, a predicted model, not a curated record